UACAAAUGUUGUGAACACUGUUGCAUUGUGGGACAGAUGAUUGACGCGGCGGCCAUUUUCCCGCUGGACGCUGCUUCCCAUUGUGGAUACGAAGAAGAAAAUACAGACAAGCGAAGCGUUUCUCAAGACUUGAACCCACACUUUUCCUCUAGGUAAUUCGCAGGAGCCAUGGCCCGUACCAAGCAGACUGCCCGUAAAUCUACUGGAGGUAAAGCUCCACGUAAGCAGCUGGCUACAAAGGCUGCUCGCAAGAGUGCCCCUUCCACUGGUGGUGUCAAGAAGCCCCAUCGCUACAGGCCAGGUACUGUGGCUCUGCGUGAGAUUCGUCGUUAUCAGAAAUCCACUGAGCUGCUGAUCCGCAAGCUGCCUUUCCAGCGUCUGGUCAGAGAAAUCGCCCAGGACUUCAAGACCGAUCUGCGUUUCCAGAGCGCUGCCAUUGGAGCUCUGCAGGAGGCUAGCGAGGCCUACCUGGUGGGUCUGUUUGAGGACACCAACUUGUGCGCCAUCCACGCCAAGCGUGUCACCAUCAUGCCCAAAGACAUCCAGCUGGCACGUCGUAUCCGUGGCGAGCGCGCUUAAACGCUGUCUUCCCCUCUUGGUCUUUUUCCUUCUCACCUCUACCUGCCCUCCCUUCACCAGUCUGUCAUCUCCCUUUCCCUCUGCUCCUCACCUGUCCCCCUCCCCCUCUCCCUGUGUUAGUAGUGUGUAGAGGAAAACUGAUUAUAUUAUGAAUAAAGUGUAUAGUCGUGUUUUCUUAGUGCUCUUGGCAGCAUAUUCUAGGGUACUCUCUUUUUGUGCAUGUACCAACUCUUGGUGAUGAGAUCUCCUCAUGUGCACACAUCUCAUUUGCACUGUUUCUAAUCUGACUGUUGGGGAGGGAGGGGAUGUCGGAGAAUGAACGUGGAGAAAAUCAUGGAUGAACAAAGCAAAUGUGGAAGGGACAGACAGGAGGAGAUGAUGGGUUUUAGUCUGCUGGGGGGCAUUUGUCUCUUCUCUGCAGCAGGGUGCUAGAAGAACUUCCCUAAUCCUCUUCUCUUGGGGCCUGUCCUCUACUGGAGAAGAAUUGACAGUGUUAGUCUUUUCUCACAAAGGUGGAGGCUGGUAUUCUGUCCCUGUUUGUGUCUGCAUGAACUCUGAUCACCUCCUCAAAUUGUAUACAGUCCAUCAGCAUCUUUGGUAAGGUUAAUUUCUGAUAACCAUAUUGAUCAUUGCCGUCAUUUGUUAUGUUUUGUUUUUCAAAUAACCAUCACACGUGGGAUUUUUUUUUCACUGCAAACUGUUUGUGAAUUUCACUGAGACGGGGGGAUGAAUCAGAUUAAAACACAAAGAACAAAAACAAAAAGCAGAAAUAUUUUUUUGUACUGAAAUGUGACGCUACUGAGUGGUUUUGGCACCAAAGUUUGAUCCUCUUGUAGAUGCUCUUUUCCUAACUGACAGAAAAAAGUUUUGCCUCACCUGUUUUUGUGGUGUUUGGAUUGGUUUCAACUAAUUAUUUAAACCAAAGUUUGAGCUCAAGUACGGUGUCAGAAAUAAUUUUUGUAGCAAUGGCAUAUUUUUUAAUAAAGAACCUUUUUAUAGUAAAGGUUCCUCAAGGUUUGUAAUGUACUCCAAAACCCAAAGUACUCAAAGUGUGAACCUAAUUUUUUAAAGCAAAAUAACUGAUUAAAAUGUGAAGAUGUAUCGUUAAUCAGUGUUACAUGACAGUAAUAAUGGUCAUGUUUUCUGUAUACGUCCCCCCUUUGCUUCUUUUUCUCUCCAGAUCUGUUGAUCAUCUGUAUACCGUUUCUCAGGUUGACUUGUCACCCUUUUAACUUAAUUUUUAUUUUUGCUCAAUUUGAUUUUCUUUCUUUUUUUUUUUUUUUUUUUUUUUUUUUUGAAAUGUUAAGGAUGAUGUUUCAAUUAAGCAAUGUUUGUAAUUUCCAGAUUUGUCAUAUAAGGUGGUAAUAAAUGGAUGUUACACACAC
This is a messenger RNA of Sphaeramia orbicularis (orbiculate cardinalfish), 1964 nucleotides long. RefSeq names its product histone H3.3. Gene Ontology annotation, cellular component: nucleosome. The record is from RefSeq and is a predicted model, not a curated record. The coding region runs from base 169 to 579 and encodes 136 amino acids. The transcript has 4 exons. Gene Ontology annotation, molecular function: protein heterodimerization activity; structural constituent of chromatin; DNA binding. Lineage: Eukaryota; Metazoa; Chordata; Actinopteri; Kurtiformes; Apogonidae.